Messenger RNA from Rhinopithecus roxellana (golden snub-nosed monkey), 2369 nucleotides. RefSeq names its product Zic family member 1 (gene ZIC1). Gene Ontology annotation, biological process: central nervous system development; regulation of transcription by RNA polymerase II. The record is from RefSeq and is a predicted model, not a curated record. Gene Ontology annotation, molecular function: DNA-binding transcription factor activity, RNA polymerase II-specific; RNA polymerase II cis-regulatory region sequence-specific DNA binding. The transcript is spliced from 3 exons. The coding region runs from base 772 to 2115 and encodes 447 amino acids. Gene Ontology annotation, cellular component: nucleus. Lineage: Eukaryota; Metazoa; Chordata; Mammalia; Primates; Cercopithecidae.
AAUUCAUUUAUCUGCAGGAAUGAUUGCUGCUAUCAGUCUCGCGCUCACCGCCCGGCUGAGGAGGUGAAAGUUUCUCCCCAGGAAGAUAAACCGCAAAAGACAAUAUUGUGCAUGAUUUGCGCCUUUUCUUUGGCUUUUUCUUUCUUUCUUCUCCCCCCACCCACUUUUUUUUUUUUUUUUUUUUUUUUUUUUUUUUUUGCAAAAAGCAGAGAGGGAAAAAAGGAGAGUGAAGGAGCGAGGAGGCGAGCGUGAGAGAAAGGAGAGAGAGAGAAAAGAAAGAGCGAGGGGCUAGUGGAGAAGUGAGGAGGGGCGCGCGGCGCGAGGCGGAGAGAGAGCGAAGCUGUCGCGGCUCUGGCGCUCACAUUCCUCUAUGCUACAAAUCCAGGAGGAAGUUUUUUUGGGGGGCUGAGAUGCUCCAUGCCUUUCCCCGGGCAGCCUUGACGCGCGGCCCUCUCGGCAGAGACUAAGCGGCGAGAAAGUGCGAGCCGGACCGGCAGGGUCUGCCUGGCGGGCGCUGGAGCCUGUCUUACUCGCGGCCCGCAGCCGUCCGGCUACUUUGCGUUUGGCCGGGCCAGCGCCCGGGCGCGCAGCGCCGUUGCCUGCAGGCUAGGACUUCGCGAGGUGGGUCGACUCCCCCUCCCUCCUCCUCUUCUUCCUCUUCUUCCUUCUCCUCUUGUUCCUCCUCCUCCUCCUCCUCCUCCCGAAUUUCCCUCCUCGGCUGGCGAGGGUGGGGGGGGCGGGGGAGGCCGGGGCUCGCCCCGAGCAGCCACGAUGCUCCUGGACGCCGGCCCCCAGUACCCAGCGAUCGGCGUGACCACCUUUGGCGCGUCCCGCCACCACUCCGCGGGCGACGUGGCCGAGCGAGACGUGGGCCUGGGCAUCAACCCGUUCGCCGACGGCAUGGGCGCCUUCAAGCUCAACCCUAGUUCGCACGAACUGGCUUCGGCCGGCCAGACAGCUUUCACGUCGCAGGCGCCAGGCUACGCGGCUGCUGCGGCCCUGGGCCAUCACCAUCACCCGGGCCACGUCGGCUCCUAUUCCAGCGCAGCCUUCAACUCCACGCGGGACUUUCUGUUCCGCAACCGGGGUUUUGGCGACGCGGCGGCGGCAGCCAGCGCACAGCACAGCCUCUUUGCUGCAUCGGCCGGGGGCUUCGGGGGCCCACACGGCCACACGGACGCCGCGGGCCACCUCCUCUUCCCCGGGCUUCACGAGCAGGCUGCCGGCCACGCGUCGCCUAACGUGGUCAAUGGGCAGAUGAGGCUCGGCUUCUCGGGGGACAUGUACCCGCGACCGGAGCAGUACGGCCAGGUGACCAGCCCGCGUUCCGAGCACUAUGCUGCGCCGCAGCUGCACGGCUACGGGCCCAUGAACGUGAACAUGGCCGCGCAUCACGGCGCCGGCGCCUUCUUCCGCUACAUGCGCCAACCCAUCAAGCAAGAGCUCAUCUGCAAGUGGAUCGAGCCCGAGCAGCUGGCCAACCCCAAAAAGUCGUGCAACAAAACUUUCAGUACCAUGCACGAGCUAGUCACGCACGUCACCGUGGAGCACGUAGGUGGCCCGGAGCAGAGUAAUCACAUCUGCUUCUGGGAGGAGUGUCCGCGCGAGGGCAAGCCCUUCAAAGCCAAAUACAAACUGGUUAACCACAUCCGCGUGCACACGGGCGAGAAGCCCUUUCCCUGCCCCUUCCCUGGCUGUGGCAAGGUCUUCGCGCGCUCCGAGAACUUAAAGAUCCACAAAAGGACGCACACAGGGGAGAAGCCCUUCAAGUGCGAGUUUGAGGGCUGCGACCGGCGCUUCGCUAACAGCAGCGACCGCAAGAAGCACAUGCACGUGCACACGAGCGACAAGCCCUAUCUUUGCAAGAUGUGCGACAAGUCCUACACGCAUCCCAGUUCGCUGCGCAAACACAUGAAGGUCCACGAAUCCUCCUCGCAGGGCUCGCAGCCUUCGCCGGCCGCCAGCUCCGGCUACGAAUCCUCCACGCCUCCCACCAUCGUGUCUCCCUCCACAGACAACCCGACCACCAGCUCCUUAUCUCCCUCCUCCUCCGCAGUCCACCACACAGCCGGCCACAGCGCGCUCUCUUCCAAUUUUAACGAAUGGUACGUUUAAAAUCAGAAACAAAACACCGAACAAAACCCUAUUUAAGAGACUGAUCACACACGUAUACACAACAUUACUGAAAGAACCCUGCGAAUCAAAACAACCCCCUACACAGACCCCGCAAUCCUUUUUAAAAAAUCUGCCAAUAGACCCAGGACGAGUAACAGAGGAAAUAUCAACCUUUAAAAAUUUCCUUUCGCUUUCAUUAUUUUUCCUUUUUUGGCAAAGGCUUGGUACCCAAGGUGCGGUAGGGGGUCUAGGGG